AUGGUCAGUGGCGUUGGUCUCGGUACAGUGCAACCCUCCAUCCGGCUAGGGUUCGAGCAGCUGCGUGCGAUUCUGCGGCGCUUCGAGUACUUCCAGUACUGGACGGAGGAGCAGAUCCGGGAGUGCAGCAUACUGGCCCGGGUAGUCCAGUUUGCGCCCCAGCAGACGAUACCGCUCGACGGUGCGCUACCGUGCGUACACCUCGUCCUCAGCGGCCAGUGUAUGCUGCUGCAGUAUCUGCGCGUGAGACGUGAGGGUGUCGGUACGGUCGAACGGUUCCGGCUCGUACCACCGCUGGCGGACACGCUGCAACUGCCCGCCAGCUGCCGUACACCGCCAUCACCGGGCCGGAAGGAUCCGCUGCAGGACGAGAUAUGGCGCUGGCACGAGACGUUCCGGACACCACCACCGGAGCAGCAGGUGGUGCCGGCCCUGCUAGACGUUGGGACGCUCCGUGUCGGGGCAGUGUUUGGGCUCGGCGAGCGGCACCCGGACCGGACGAUCGUGGCCCGUACACGGACCCAGUGCCUGCUGAUACCCCGCUGCUGGCUGUUGCUGAAGCGCCAAAACAUCGGCAACACCUGGUGCCGGCUCCGGAUGUACCUGGACGGUGCGAUCCCGAACCGUGACGCCCUGUUCGAGCAGUUCCAGCGGGACCGGGCCUGGCAGCGGUAUCGGCGCCGGCUCGUGGCGGCCGCACCGAAACCACGGCCAAGCCGUACACGAUCUGCCGACGUACCGGUGAUGUGCCGGAUUGCUGAAGCUACUCUACAACAACAACAAUAA
This is a messenger RNA of Anopheles aquasalis, 786 nucleotides long. RefSeq lists its product as uncharacterized. The record is from RefSeq and is a predicted model, not a curated record. NCBI's taxonomy places the organism in Eukaryota, Metazoa, Arthropoda, Insecta, Diptera, Culicidae.